Clarias gariepinus (North African catfish) is the source of this 1309-nucleotide messenger RNA. RefSeq names its product general transcription factor IIIAa (gene gtf3aa). The coding region runs from base 83 to 1309 and encodes 408 amino acids. The transcript has 9 exons. Gene Ontology annotation, cellular component: nucleus. The record is from RefSeq and is a predicted model, not a curated record. NCBI's taxonomy places the organism in Eukaryota, Metazoa, Chordata, Actinopteri, Siluriformes, Clariidae.
UGAUGACGUCAUGACGUAACCCAACAUGGCGCCGCAGUUCUCGCGGUCUGUCUUGUAAGCGGCCAAACAUUCGUCUGUAAUCAUGCGGGAAAUGAAUACAACAUCGUCCGGAAUGUUUAUCUGCUCUUUCUCGGAGUGCCAGGCGUCCUACGAUAAGGAGUGGAAGCUUCAGGCGCAUCUGUGUAAACACACCGGAGUGCGGCCGUUCGAGUGUGUGUACGCCGGAUGCAGCAAAACGUUCUGCAGUAAAUCUCACCUGACUCGUCAUGAGCUCACACACACCGGGGAGAAACCCUUCAGCUGUAGUGAGGACGGAUGCACACAGAGUUUCACCACAAACUUUAACUUGAGGAAACACAUUUCACGUAAACACAAACAGGAAGUGAAGCUCUACACCUGUUUGUUUGAGGGAUGUGACAGAAGCUUCAAGAAGAACAACCUGCUAAAGACCCAUGAAAGCACACACACACUCCAGCUCCCGUAUGAAUGCUCGUACAAAGGCUGUGACAGACGCUUCGUGAAUCCCAGCAAAAGAAAGCGACAUGAGAAAGUACACACGGGUUACACGUGUCCGGAUGAGGAUUGCACAUUUGUUGCGAAGAACUGGACUGAACUCACCAAACACAGGAAAGAGCACAGAGUGCGAGUGCAGUGUGACGUGUGUAAGAAGGUGUUCAGGGAUGGGUGGUUCCUGAAGCAGCACCAGCGCGUUCACUCUGAGGCCCGUCUGGUGUUUCUGUGUCCGAGAGACGGCUGCACGCGCUCCUACACCACCGCCUUCAACCUGCAGAGCCACAUCCUGUCCUUCCACGAGCAGGAGCGCGCGUUCAGCUGCACACACCCCGACUGCACCAAGACCUUCUCCAUGAAGCAAAGUUUACAGAGACACUCUGUGGUUCAUGACCCCGAGAGAAAGAAACAGAAGAAACCCCGUCCAACACGAUCCCUGGCGUCUCAUUUAAGUGGCUACAAAACGCCAAACAAACGGCAAACAGAAACCCGGGAGACAAACCAUGUGUCCAGCCAAUCAGACAGCGGCUCAUCAGAACCCGUGAUGUCAUCAGAACCCGAAGUCCACGCUGGAGUAACAAACCUGUCCGUGUCUGAUGAUCUAAUGGCAUCUGAAAGUUCUGUUGUUCUCGUUUUAGAGCCACUUGUGCUGGAAGACAGCCAAUCAGAAAUCAACAGCCAAUCAGAAAUCAUCAAAUCUCAUAAUAUACCAGAAAGCAGCCAAUCAGAAUUUCUAAAUAUAGUCACUGUCCAAUCAGAAUUUAAACAGACUCUUGAUAUUGUAGUGACCGGCCAUUGA